CACUAAAACGGCAAAUAGGCAGUUUCCAGUGGUAAGAGCAUUGUUUACCGGGAAUGUUUACAUUCAAAUAGAGGCAAAGUGUGCAUGGUUACGUCAUGUUUAAUAUACAAGCUAAUAUAAUAAGAAAGGUUUGAUAAAAAUAAAAUGCAAAAAAACAUAACUUCAAGAGUCAAAUUAGCUUUCUAAACUCGAAAGUCGUAGCACCUUUUUCAAAGAUUCUGCUGUAGAUAUUACCGACUUUUUUGCACAGUUUACUGUAACGUUAGUCGUUAUUCCGAUUAUUUUCAUUCAAACAUGGCUUAUUUUAAAUGUACACUCCGGGUCCUUCGCUACGUAAUUUUGUCUUUGAUAAAUCACGUGUUUGCUAAAGACGACUUGGUUCUUGAAGAUCAUCUGUUGGCAAGCCAUGUUUUUCAAACUGUUUACACCGACGACUGGCUGAACUGUGUUCAGCUCUGUUUCGAUGAGCCACACUGUAUUUCUUACAACUUCAAGAUAAACCACGGGCCAUGUGAACUGGUCGAAUGUAGGGUCGAAGAUAUCUGCCACCGGGAUGACUCACUAAUCUAUUCCAGAGGGUUUGUUUUCCAACAGUUACGAACAAUAGGAAAGGACGAUUGUAAAAUGUCACCUAAGAAGAAGUUUAGUGCCAACGCCGAUCGCUCCCUGCAGUUUUCAAGGAAUGAAAACCCAGGAAGAGUCAGUAUCCGAGACUUGGCAAGCCUUGAAGCUUUCACUAUUGGUUUCUGGAUGAAGACGGACGACAAGCUAAACAAAGGGACACCUUUCAGUUACGGCACUUCUGAGCAAAGCAAUGAACUGCUCUUAUACAACUACCAGGAAUUUCAUUUGAUCAUCCACGGUGAAAGCAGGAGGUCCACCAUAUCUGCUACGGAUGGGAGUUGGCAUCAUAUCUGUGCAACGUGGGAGAGUGUCACUGGAUCAUGGCAGCUGCUUAAAAAUGGCGUAGUUGUGGCAGCAGGUCGAGAUUUGCAAAGAGGUCACGUAAUACCUCAAGGAGGAGUACUGGUACUGGGUCAAGGGCAAGACUUAGCAGCUGGUGAAUAUGCGGGUCACCAGAGUUUUAUUGGUGAACUAACAAGUGUCCAGUUAUGGCACUUCGUAUUGCCUGCUGCAGAAAUAAACCGAUUACUUCUUUCGUGCCAGAUGGGGCGUGGAAACGUACUCGCUUGGUCAGAUGUUUUAAAUGGCACUUUCAAUGGAGCGGUCGAGUUGGUUUCAACAUCUUCAUGCAAUUAGAUCUUUAUAGUUAUGCAGUAUAGUAUGCUGGCAGCUAGUACCUACUGUUAAUUCCCAGUGAGGUGGUUUGAGAAGAGAAGCGUUUUGCUGUCAACAUAAUUUUGUGUUUUAAUAUACUUAAAGCCUGCGUGCUAUGGAUUUUCGUGCUUGAAAGCUUUAUUUCUGCAGCGGUGAGUGACCUAGCAUUUUUUUCCCUUGGCUUUAAUUAGCUCCAGACCAGCUGUUCCCUGAUCAGCCAAAAGAAACAACCAGAUAUAACAUUGUUAACGCGGAAAAAUUUUAAGCAUUGUUCCUGGCGCUCCUAUCCUAUGAAUGAAAGACAAGUUGUUAGGUCGUCAAUCGCAAACUUGUCUCCGUAUUCCAGAACCGCUAUGAAGACAAAGAGAUUUGCUGACUUGCUCCAAGCCUCCUUGCUUUGUCUAUAUUUCCACAUUAAAUGAAUGGAAUGGGUGAAAAUGCAUUGCAGGGAAUAUUUAAACUGAUAUGAAUUUAAUGUAUUAUUUGACAGCAUUCUAUGUUAGCCCAGUUAGUUCUUCUUUUAACAAAAAAGUUAUGUCAUAAUAUCAUCCCAUGGAAAGUCCAAAAAAAUGGAUGUUGGUAUAUUUACUCGCCCUUUUGCCGGGUUUGGCAACAUUCGGAAAAUGCAUCCCUCAUUACGUAGUUUGAUUUAAGUUAAGCAGGAAUUUUAAGGAAACUGGGACGAACAAAAGAGAUUUGCCGCCUUAUUUUCAAACGAGGCUUCAGUCACCUAACCCGGUUUGCCCUAGAUAAACUAAAAACAUUUUUCUUUAAUCUAGUCUAGAAAAAUUUGUUCGCAGCUUUACUCUUUUAUACGCAGUACACUACGGGGAUUCGGAAGGAUAUUAGAAAACCAUCGUUCUAUUUACCAAAAUGAAGACGGUGUUCCAUUUUCUCUUAGAAGAUAAAUGCCCGCUUAAGGUCUAGGAACACUGCUAGU
Messenger RNA from Orbicella faveolata, 2218 nucleotides. Its product is annotated as neuronal pentraxin-2-like. The record is from RefSeq and is a predicted model, not a curated record. Lineage: Eukaryota; Metazoa; Cnidaria; Anthozoa; Scleractinia; Merulinidae.